CUUCCACCAGCUCCAUCCAUCACCAGACUCACUGCUGGGUACAGCUCUUAUCAUCACUCCAACAGCACGCAGGAUCAGCAUGGAGGACCCAGAUGACUUAUAUAUGGAAGACAUUCCUGGAGUUAAAGAAGCCCUGCAGAACAACGACACUGCUGCAGCAGCUGCAAAGAUUCAAGAAAAUUUAAAACAACAAAAUAAUAUCCCACUAAAUAUCGCCAUCACAGGAGAAGCUGGCUCUGGUAAAUCCACCUUUGUUAACGCCUUCAGAGGACUAUGUGAUGAUGAGGAGGGAGCUGCUCCUACUGGUGUUACAGAAACCACCUCAGAGGUCACAGCGUACCCCCAUCCAAACUAUCCCAAUGUUAUGUUGUGGGAUCUUCCUGGAAUCGGCACCACCAAGUAUCCAGCUGAUGAGUACCUGAAGCUUGUUGGAUUUGAGAAGUUUGACUUCUUCAUCAUCAUCUCAGCCACUUGCUUCACGGAAAAUGACGUGAAACUGGCUCAGGAGAUUCAGAAGAUGAAGAAAAAGUUCUACUUUGUUCACUCAAAGAUUGACAACGAUAUAAAUGCUGAGAGAAGAAAGAGAGACUUCAGUGAAGAGGAGACUCUCAAAGUAAUCAGAGACGACUGCGUUCACAGACUCGGAGGAUUAGGCUUCGAGUCUCCGCAGGUGUUCCUGGUGUCCAGCUUUGAGCUCCACCUGUACGACUUCUCUCUCUUACAUGAGACCUUAGAGAGAGACCUUCCUUCAAAGAAGAGAGAUGCUCUGCUGUUCAUCAUGCCCAACAUCAACCCAGAGAUCAUCAGGAAGAAGAAAAAAGCUUUCAAGCGCCAAUUAUAUUGGUUGGCCACUCUGUCUGCAGCUGGAGCAGCUGUUCCACUUCCUGGUCUUUCUAUUGCUGUUGAUGCUGCUUUGCUGGUUGGUGCCGUCACACAUUAUGUUCAUGCGUUUAGUCUCGAUGUCCCGUCUCUGAAGAGACUUUCUAACAGAACAGGUGUGCCCUACGCUGAUCUGUGUGCUGUCAUCAUUUCACCACUGGCUGCAGCAGAAAUAACUACAGAGCUCCUCUUGAAGGUCAUGACCCAAGUGGGACGCACAGCUGCAUUAAUUGCAGCAGAGGAAGCAUCCAGAUUUAUUCCGUUUAUUGAAAUCCCAGUAGCCAUGGGUCUCUCUUUCAUCACAACUUACAAAGUUCUGAAUGUUGUCCUCAGUGAGCUCGCUGAAGAUGCUGAGAAGGUGUUUGAAAAAGCUCUGCGUCAGUAAAACUCAAAUGAAGCUUAGUGACUGUGUGCUGUGUGUAAAUUCUCCUAAACGACUGAAUCCAGGCACCAGUUUAGCUCACAGGUUCAACAGGUGACCACAUGCUCAGCUAAAUGCAGAGUCCUGGAUUUGACCUCUGACCCUGCUGUGUGUCUGCUCCACACUCUCGCUCUCACUGCAAUAUUUAACAAAGGCAAAACAAUAUAUAUGUACUGAGUCACAGUCAGCUGCACAUUUAUCUUUCACAGUGAUCAGAAUAAAUUUGAUUUGUUUUACAAAAACCUGUUUAUAACGUAGAGGAGCUGCU
Neolamprologus brichardi is the source of this 1568-nucleotide messenger RNA. Its product is annotated as interferon-inducible GTPase 5-like. The record is from RefSeq and is a predicted model, not a curated record. Gene Ontology annotation, cellular component: membrane. Lineage: Eukaryota; Metazoa; Chordata; Actinopteri; Cichliformes; Cichlidae. Gene Ontology annotation, molecular function: GTP binding.